CAGUCCUCGCCUGACCACGAUACAGCGCUGUAUCGAGCCGUUGCGAUGUGAACGCCUAACCUCCUCCACUGUCUGAAACGACAGCUUUUGUUGCGUGUGCACACAAGUUUUUUGUUAUCGGCACCAGUUUAUUAACUUUUCUGUUGGACAAAGUUUCCCCCCCAUCCUAGCCCAUCUGGAGAUCUCUUCUGUGGCGACAUUGAUGGAGUUCCGCUUGGACAGUGCGGAGUAUUGCCAGGCCCAACACAAAUAAACGCGCGGCGGAGCGAGGACCCAUGCGGCCGGACACUCGGCACACGCACCCCGCGCGACUAUCGAACUCACACCUACUGUUACCCUAAAUUCGGAGCCCCCGGACGAACGGAGCAUAUCAUUUAGUUGCCGAAGUGUUAUAAACUUAUGUUUUCCGCAUAAUUUUCUGUUAGUUCAUUCCACAUUUCAAGCUUGCGCGGAGCCGGUACCGUAUGCGCUCGAGCGGUUGAAAGCGCUAUCCAUGCGGGUGGUUCUCUUUAUAUAAUUGGACCUUUUCUAAAUAAAAGUUUGGAAUCUGCGGUGUGUUGUGUGGAAAUAGAGUGACAAUUUGUCUGUUGAAACAUUGACGGACUGUUUACCUUUCGCGGACGCGAGUGGCCAUAGAGCGAGUGUUUGGAAGUGUUGCGCGCGCGCAGUCUAGUCGUCCCCGAGUGAAGUGCGAGCCGCCAUCAUGAAGCAGAAGGACAUCCGGCCGGCGCCGUCGCUCAUCGAGUACAAGACCAUGCGGUUCCUCAUCACCGACCGCCCCUCGGACGUCACCAUCCAGUCCUAUCUCCAGGAGCUGCGCAAGCACAACGUGUGCACGGUCGUGCGCGUGUGCGAGCCCAGCUACGACACGGCGCCGCUGACGGCCGAGGGCAUCGAGGUGCGCGACCUGGCGUACGACGACGGCACGUUCCCGCCGCAGCACGUUGUCGACGAGUGGUUCGAGAUCCUCCGAGACAAGGCCCAGAACAAGCCGGAGGCGGGCGUGGCGGUGCACUGCGUGGCGGGGCUGGGCCGCGCGCCGGUCAUGGUCGCCAUCGCGCUGAUCGAGCUCGGCAUGAAGUAUGAGGAGGCCGUCGAGACUAUUCGGGACCAGCGCCGCGGGGCCAUCAACUCCAAGCAGCUGUCGUACCUGGAGAAGUACCGGCCCAAGUCUCGCCUCAAGAAGAACGGACACAAGAACUCGUGCUGCGUGCAGUAGCGGCCGCGAACACCGUCCCGCCCCGACAGCGAAUGUAGCUCUGCUUUCACACACACACUCACCCACGGAGCAAACGUACAUGUAAACUAACGAUAAGUUUUAAAACGUAGUCGCCCUUUAAACCACCCGAGCAAUUUGGUUUCUUUUUUAUGAGGACCGUAUAGUAACCGAAAUCUAGGUACUAACAGCAACAUUCCCUUUGUUACUUUCGGGUAAAGGAUCUGGUUAUGAUGACGGAAACCUCGGUUUUAUUCAUUUGACUUUGAUAAAAAUAUCUCGAGUUUUUUCUAUGAUUCGGAAGCCUUAUAUUGCUAUUGUAUUGUUCAAAGUAAAGGUAUAUAACCCUUGUGCUGUAUUGUGUAUUAGAGGAACAUGUAAAAUAGAAGCGAGCCACAAUUUGUGUUCAUAGUUGAAACAGUUACUCGGGUAUUUAUAUACUUAAAACAUAAUAAAAUACAAUAUCCAUAAUAAAUACAAUGCAGUCAAUGUCGAGCCUUGUAUAUUUAUAAUAAAUUGCUUUCGAUUCCUUUUUGUUUGUAAUCAGUUGAAAUAUGAAAUCAUGUUUAUAGAGUAUUGUUUUCAUUUGUAUGCUAUUAUUAGUUUUAAUGAAUACAGACAUAAUAGUGGAAUGUCUUAACGUUUUUGUGUUUCUUCAAUCUGACAUAAAUAUGUAUCUUUAUUGACGAAUUAACCAAUUUAAGUUACGGAACUUCACAUAAUAAAAUAUUGGUUUCUGUAACAUUUGACUUAUGUACUGAAGAUGAAAUAAUUAUAAUAAUAUACUGUUCACACAUUAUGAAUAUUGAACUUGACUCACUUUAAUGUUCCAAUAUAAAAUAGCUCUUUGAUAUUAUUUUUCUAUUUCUAAUUUUAUGACGAUUAUCUAAGUUUGUGAUCGUGUAAGGAGCAGUCACAUUCAUAAAUAAAAUGUUUAUAAGCUACA
This is a messenger RNA of Plutella xylostella (diamondback moth), 2162 nucleotides long. NCBI's taxonomy places the organism in Eukaryota, Metazoa, Arthropoda, Insecta, Lepidoptera, Plutellidae. The record is from RefSeq and is a predicted model, not a curated record.